Molecule: messenger RNA, 1528 nt
Organism: Punctularia strigosozonata HHB-11173 SS5
Lineage: Eukaryota; Fungi; Basidiomycota; Agaricomycetes; Corticiales; Punctulariaceae
Product: citrate synthase
Exons: 8
Coding region: 20-1429 (469 amino acids)
Biological process (GO): citrate metabolic process; tricarboxylic acid cycle; carbohydrate metabolic process
Cellular component (GO): mitochondrial matrix
Source: RefSeq, a predicted model, not a curated record
AUCCCGACCACAUCCAGCCAUGGCUGCCCUCCGCUCCGCCGUCCAAAAGUCUGUUGCGCGGUCCGGCAUCGCAUCUUCUCGCCGUGGGUUCGCGUCCACCGCGCCGGCCUUGAAGGCUGCCACUCUCAAAGAGAGGCUUGCGGAGCUCAUUCCCAAGGAGCUUGAGAAUGUCAAAGCCGCUCGCGCGGAACACGGCAAGAAGUCUUUUGGCCCCGUUCUCGUUGAUCAACUCUACGGUGGUAUGCGUGGACUUCCCGCCCUGAUUUGGGACGGUUCCGUGCUUGACGCAGAGGAGGGUAUUCGCUUCCGUGGCAAGACCAUCCCCGAAAUUCAAGAAGCCCUCCCCAAGGCCCCCGGCGGACAGGAGCCUCUCCCUGAGGGUCUCUUCUGGCUUCUCGUUACCGGCGAGAUCCCGACCGCGGAGCAGGUCACUGAACUCUCCAAGGACUGGGCUGCCCGCGCCGCCAUUCCCGACUUCGUCGAAGACAUCAUUGACCGCUGCCCUCCUACCCUUCACCCCAUGAGCCAGUUCAGCAUGGCUGUCACUGCGCUCAACCACAACUCCGCGUUCGCGAAAGCCUAUCAGAACGGCAUCUCCAAGAAGGAGUACUGGGGACCCACCUUCGAGGAUGCCAUGGACCUCAUUGCCAAGCUUCCGAACAUCGCCGGCCGCAUCUUCCGUAAUGUCUAUGGUGGCGGCAAGCUCCCUGCGAUCGACCCCACCAAGGAUUACUCGCACAACCUCGCCACCCUCCUCGGCUUCGAUGACAAGCCGGGCUUCAUCGAGCUCCUCCGUCUCUACAUCACCAUCCACAGCGACCACGAAGGUGGUAACGUCUCCGCGCACACCGGCAAGCUCGUCGGCUCCGCGCUCUCCGACCCCUUCCUCGCCUUCGGUGCCUCGCUGAACGGUCUCGCCGGCCCGCUCCACGGCCUCGCGAACCAGGAGGUGCUCAUCUGGCUCCGCAAGAUGCAGAGCAAGAUUGGCGAGAACGCGACCGACGAGGCGGUGAAGGAGUACGUGUGGUCGACGCUCAAGGGCGGCCAGGUCGUGCCCGGCUACGGCCACGCCGUCCUCCGCAAGACGGACCCGCGCUACACCGCCCAGCGCGAGUUCGCGCUCAAGCACCUGCCGGACGACCCGUUGUUCAAGCUCGUCGCCCAGAUCUACAACAUCGUCCCCGGCGUCCUGCUCGAGGCCGGCAAGGCGAAGAACCCGUGGCCGAACGUCGACGCGCACUCGGGUGUGCUCCUCACCUACUACGGUAUGGACCAGAUGAACUUCUACACCGUCCUGUUCGGCGUGUCGCGUGCGUUCGGUGUCGCGUCCCAGCUUAUCUGGGAUCGUGCGCUCGGUGCUCCUCUCGAGCGCCCGAAGUCGUACUCGACCGAGGCCAUCAAAAAGAUCUUCGCGAACAAGUCGGCAUAAGAGACUUGUCUGGGGAGAGACGGGGUUCGGACUUGACGUAUCCUACUGCCGCUGCAUGUUUUUUGUUGGUUCUCGUGAAUUUAUUAUGCGUGAAUACAC